CUCAACAAUUCCUAUAAGCACGCGAUUACAAUGUCGACACUUAUUCGUUAUUUCUUCACAAAGUAUAAAUUACGUGCGCACAAUAGAGCGGUGAGAAACGUUAACUGAGCUGAAAUCCUUUGGAGUAAAAUAAGAAAUCAGUUGGAAAAUAGAAAAAGAUGGACCAGUGUGACGUGCCCGAAAAUAUCAUGACAAGUCAGUUUUGGCAACAGUUGCAGAAAGGACUGAGUCACUUAAACUUGCCGAAAACUGAGGACAGAACUCGGAAUCCGCGUCCUAAUCUCACGGUUGAAGAAAUCACGAUGGUGGUACUGGGAGAACCUCUGACCUGUCUGAACCUGUGUUUAGAGGGUGGGAAGCAGUGUCCUGGUGGUAUGUUACUGGUACCCUCUUUAACAUGGCUUCAGAAAGAAUCCGCCAAUGAAGGAGAUCUGCAAACCUUACGAGUAUACACGGCUGUCACAUUUGACUCUUGUGGUAGGACAUUUUUGGACACCUUCACCCCACCUCGCCGUAUCACUUACUGGAUGAACAUCCGCACACAUACAGGCGGUGGCUUGUCUGGAAGUUUUAAGCCCAAUAUUGAAAUCCAGGAAAUUGAAGAAAAGUGCGUGGAAUGCCCAAAGGGAGUUUCAGAAGGUUCCGAGCGACGAUUAGAAGACCGUCUUCUCAUGCGCACCAUCGUGGCAGACGCGGGUGUCGGCUAUCCACAGACGCUGGUGUUUCAAUACAAACCGACCCUUCCCUAUAGCCCCGGAAAGCACGAUAUUUAUGUUGUCUCUCUUAGGAGUAAAGAAGAUGAAAAUGAGGCAAUCAGAAAAACGCUAGAUCUGUUCAUUGGUUCUUUGGCAAAGAAAGGAAUUAAAAAGGUUGUGGUCAAACCACCUAGGCACACAUCACUAAAAGUGUCCUACCACACCACCAAUGACGUACAGGACGUCUACACUGUCGUUUGUCGGGCAUUGAUCGCCCUAGUAGAGGGUGAGAGCAUCAUUGUGGAGGCAUUCUGUGGGACCCUCAACCCAUUACCUGUUCCUUCUCGUGACCACGAAGAACGUGCAGUUGGCAUCAAGAUUAAGCCACUGUGCUGUGCUAUUCGGGCUGUCAUCUGCUGCACUCCUGACGGAAAUCAGCUUGUGUCAGACAUCGUCUGCGGUGUAGGUGACGCUGACAUCACUCUCCAUAGCAACAAUACCUUGCCUGUGUCACUGGAGAGCUUCCUAAUUCAGUGGGGGUUACAAAACAGAUUAGAUAUUGAAAAGAUACACCAGGUCAUCAAGCGGAAGGCGGAGGCCAUAAUGGAAACUUUGGUGAGCCACGAGGAAGGCCAGAACUGGGAUGAACCAAGCAAAUUAUUACCGAGACCAAAUGUAAUAGGUGUCAAUUUUGUCCUAACCCAGCAAAAGGGUGGAGACUACGAUGCUGUAGCUAUUAGCAUUAAUAACAGUGGAAAAACCAUCGCAAACACGCAGAUCUACGAUUUUCAACAUUCCUGCAAUCUUGGAAAGAGUUUACGCCCCCUAGUGGCAACCAUGGUCAACCGUAGUCAGCGGUUCCUUCUUCAAGGGAAACGGAUUCUUUUAAUUGGAGGUGGCGUCGGGAUGCGCAAAAAGCAUGCUUGGGAAGCCGCUAAGGAAUACGGUGUGAAGAUGAUUUUAGUUGAUCCCGAUCCAAAUCACAGUGCGGUUAAAAGCGUUCACAAGUUUAUUCAAUGCGAUAUUAAUGAUCACAGCCAAGAUGACAUCAAUGCAGACAAAAUUAUCCAAAUACUGCGUAAGCAAAAUCUGUCCAUAGACGGAUGUAUGACUGUCGAAGAAGGUCAUAUCCCUUUAAUGUCACUGGUAUGCACAUCACUGCACCUUAUCGGAAUUACUCCCGAUGUUGCAAGGAAGGUUAAGAAGAAAAGCCUCACCCAAAAAUCCCUGAAAGAAUCUUCGGCAAACAUCUCUCUGUCGCCCGACCAAUCACUGUUCGCAGUCAAAACGCACGAAGUCGUCCGACCCGAUGAUGUUGUGGGAUCGUCCAACACCAUCCAUUACCCAGCCGUUUUGAAACUGGAGUACGGAUCGGGCUGUGCUGGAGUUAUUCUAGUCAAAGAUGAGGCAGAAUGCUUGGCACGCUAUGACAACAUCCAGAAAAUCCUUAAAACCACAGACGACACAAUUUUUGGGACGCGGCACGGGAACGACAUGCACUUGGCCGAAUAUGCGCUGGGAUCGAAACAUAACGUCGAUAUCAUCAUGUUUCAAGGGAAGAUAUUAGCGGCAUUGAUCUCCGACGGUGGUCCAACACGCGUUCCAAAUUUACUUUCGAUGGCAGCGUGCACGCCUUCCUGUUUACCACCUGAGAAACAGAGACAGCUUGUGACAGCAACAUUCCAAUGUGUUAGGGCGGUUGGACUCACCGACGGCGUAUUUAACGUGGAGUUAAAAAUGACUCCUACGGGCCCUAAACUUAUUGAGAUAAAUGGACGCAUGACUGGAUUGGCCAAUAGGGAAUUCCUUCGUAUCGUCUAUGAAACAGACAUUCUCUUCUUAAAUUACCUGAUCGUGUGUGGGAUUCAGCCGAACGUCCAGCCCAUGGAACCUCGUUGCCAGCUCAUGUGGGUAACAUGUACAUCAGCAGCCCACGCCAAGGCACUGUCCCGGUCGGGGACUGCCACGCCAGAGGUCCUUGCCGAGGCUCACAGCCGUGGAGAAAUAUUAUACCAUCAAAGGGAAACUGUACCUGAGGCAGAUCCAGCCUACGAGAAGAUAUUUUGCCAAAUAGGUGUAAAGGGGGAAUCUGUAAGCGAUGCAAAGAGAAAGUUGUUGGAUGUUUGCAAGAAAUAUGGCGUCAAUUGCGCCGAAUUCCCUGUAGAUUAUUUUCUCUCCACCUUUGUGUAG
Molecule: messenger RNA, 2885 nt
Organism: Lingula anatina
Lineage: Eukaryota; Metazoa; Brachiopoda; Lingulata; Lingulida; Lingulidae
Product: carnosine synthase 1
Biological process (GO): carnosine biosynthetic process
Molecular function (GO): metal ion binding; ATP hydrolysis activity; ATP binding
Source: RefSeq, a predicted model, not a curated record